AUGAUGUUGACUGCUAUUGCCAUCCUUAGCAAGUUCUGGAUGCUGCUUUCCUGCUUUAUGGUCCUCUCUCAAGUCCAAGGAAAGGACUCCCCAAAAGAUAUUGCUUCUCCACAAGUCAGCUGUCCCAAUGGCUCCCAGCCCUUUGGCACCCUCUGCUAUGCUUUGAGUGGGACUCCAAAAUCCUGGAUGGAUGCAGAUUUGGCCUGCCAGAAGUGGCCCACAGGACACCUUGUGUCUGUGCUUAGUGCGGCUGAGGCUUACUUUGUGUCCUCUCUGGUAACAAGCACUGUGAACAACUAUCAAUAUGUCUGGAUUGGGCUUCAUGACCCCACACUGGGUAAAGAACCCAAUGGAGCUGGGUGGGCAUGGAGUAACACUGAUGUGUUAAAUUACCUUAAUUGGGAAAGGAAUCUUUCCACUGUUGCAGUCCAUGGUUACUGUGGGAGCCUGUCACGAUACUCGGGAUUUCUAAAGUGGAGAGAUCAGCCCUGUGUUGUGCAAUUACCCUAUGUCUGCAAGUUCAAGAUAUAG
Castor canadensis (American beaver) is the source of this 531-nucleotide messenger RNA. Its product is annotated as regenerating islet-derived protein 3-beta-like. NCBI's taxonomy places the organism in Eukaryota, Metazoa, Chordata, Mammalia, Rodentia, Castoridae. The record is from RefSeq and is a predicted model, not a curated record.